Molecule: messenger RNA, 840 nt
Organism: Panicum virgatum (switchgrass)
Lineage: Eukaryota; Viridiplantae; Streptophyta; Magnoliopsida; Poales; Poaceae
Product: RING-H2 finger protein ATL70-like
Exons: 1
Coding region: 199-702 (167 amino acids)
Source: RefSeq, a predicted model, not a curated record
GAAACUUUCUAGGAACAAUCCACCCCUCUCUGCUCUCUUCUCUCUCAUCCCCUGAUGAUGACUUGGCAUGGAAGCUACCCAAAAAAUAAACACUUGUCAUUGAGCUUAGUUGUGUCUAUAUAGCAGCAGGUAGCAGCUGCAAGAACGACGAACAAGACAGCUACUUGUCGUCGCGCCCGCGCCGCCCCAGCGAGCGGCAUGACCCCCGACGCCGCCUUCGCGCUGGAGAUCGCCGUGGUGGCCGCCUUGGUGGCGCUCAUCGUCGCCAUCGUCGUGGCCUCCUCGGGCGCCUGCCGCGACCCUGCUGCCGGCGCGGGGCGCGGCGCCGCGGUGCACGACGUCGAGCGCGCGCUCGGGGCCGGCACGCUCGUGACGUACGACCAGGCGAAGAAGGCGGGGAGCGGCGGCGGGACGGCGGGCGAACGCUGCGCCAUCUGCCUGUCCGACUACGCCGGGGGCGGCGAGCUCGUGCGGGUGCUGCCGGCGUGCGGCCACUUCUUCCACGCGGAGUGCGGCGUCGACGGGUGGCUCCGGAAGGGCGGGGCGUGCCCGUACUGCCGCGCCGCGCCGUGGCCGCUGCCGAGGCCGGCGAGGCCGGAGUGCGCCCCGAUGCCGCCGCGAGCGAGCGGGCCGCGCCACCACGGUCGGCCCGCCGGAGUGGGCGGGGGCGAAUCAGCUCCUGCUUCUACUGCUGAUUGUUAAUUACCUGCUAGGAUUCUUGAUAAGCUUAUUUCACUAUGCACCCAAUGGGCAACAUCUGAGGAAACAAAUGGCCAUUGUAUUCGACGAAAAGGGGAAAAUGUCCAUUUUUUUAGGAGGGAAUGGAGAAUUAAUCUGCAC